UCAUAUUUUGAAACGCAUUAACUCAGUAGCCGAUGCGCAGUGAUACAGAAAAGCGUGCAUCACUAGAAACUUGAUGCUUUUCAAGGUUUGAAAGCAACGAUGGCGAAUUCAGAUUGUGAAUCUAGCAAAAAAUGGAAUUACGAGCGCAAAAAGCUGCUUCGCUGCCAAACGCAAAAAAGAAUACAUUAGAAGAAGCUACCACCCACUGGGACUUUUAUGAGGAAAUGUACGAUGUUUACGGCACUCGCAGCGAUGUGACCGUUCCUCAGGAGACUUUAGAUUCAUCGCUAUAUGAUAUAUUGAGUGGAACCGGUGGUACUAACGAUUUUCUUGAAUUAGAUAGCACAUCGCCAAAGUCAAAAUCAAAAUUAGAUCGAAAGAAGUGCGAGGUUGUAAGUUUUUUGGAAAAAGAAGCCUCUGCAGACAAAGAAAUUUUAAAAGAGUUGAUGCAGGUAGAAAAAAAAAAGCUGGAAGUGGAUAAGCAAAAAGUGGAGGAAAUGCGAAGCCUCCGUUUGCUACUGACAUCUAUGUCUAAUUACCAAUAGAAUACAUUACUGGCAGAGUUUAGUUGGCUGUGCAAAGCACA
Messenger RNA from Bactrocera latifrons, 586 nucleotides. RefSeq lists its product as uncharacterized. The coding region runs from base 132 to 545 and encodes 137 amino acids. Lineage: Eukaryota; Metazoa; Arthropoda; Insecta; Diptera; Tephritidae. The record is from RefSeq and is a predicted model, not a curated record. The transcript is spliced from 3 exons.